AGCGGGCGGUUGUCCGUGGCUCUGUGGCUGGGCGCCCCGUUACGUAGGUUACGCAUACAAUCACUUCGCCAGGGCUGCCCGGAGCCCGCCCAGAUAGCUGUGUCGUCCCACACCCGGGCACCCCGGAGGCGGGGGUCGCGAUGGUGCGGGGCGGGGGCUCGACGUGGAGCUGACCGGGGGCUGAGAAGAGUCGGGGCGACGCGCGAAGCCCUUCCCUGCUUGUCGGGCUCUGGGGCUCCCGCCCUCCGAGUUCCAGCCGUCAGGGUCACGCCACUCGCUGGACGCCCUGAACUCCGUGUCCCCCAAGCCCCGGGCCCCCUGCGGGAAUGUUCAAAAAUGAGUACCAGGGAGGUGCAUUUGUUGAAAUCUUUAGUGCUCAGGGCAAAAAUCCUGGAGCAAAAUGGAAGAUCCUUGGCAGUCCAUCCGUGAUUUGGAAAGAGUUUGAUAAAGAAGUUAAAAGUUUUGUGUUUGUCCUGGAAGGCAGCAGCCAAACAAACAAAAUUCAAUUACCAAAGGAGAAUAAGCAAAUCCUUGGACUGAUCCAGAGGUUUCUUGUACUUCAGAUUUACAUACCCCUGGGACAAGACUUCUCCACUGAAUUGCUGUAAGAUAUACAGAACUUCUUUCAAUGUUUUAUGUGUUUUAGACAUUUAAUCAAUUGAAACAGUAUGGACAGUCAUUAAUUACAAGUGGCAGGUUUUGCAUUAAAGAGCAGUGACUUAUCAAGUUGACAUGAAGUAAUUAAACUAAUUUAAUUGUAUUUCUGAAAUAUCAUUAUAGUCUGGCAUUUCCCUAAGGGAAGAAGGCAAAUUUCAUCUGUUUAAGAAAAUAUCAAAGGAUUGUGGAUUUCACAAUAAACAGGCUAUAACAUGCAGAAACAAAUAA
Molecule: messenger RNA, 885 nt
Organism: Callorhinus ursinus (northern fur seal)
Lineage: Eukaryota; Metazoa; Chordata; Mammalia; Carnivora; Otariidae
Source: RefSeq, a predicted model, not a curated record